This is a messenger RNA of Populus trichocarpa (black cottonwood), 893 nucleotides long. RefSeq lists its product as uncharacterized. Bases 83 to 655 code for a protein of 190 amino acids. Lineage: Eukaryota; Viridiplantae; Streptophyta; Magnoliopsida; Malpighiales; Salicaceae. The record is from RefSeq and is a predicted model, not a curated record. The transcript has 2 exons.
AACAACUCCUAGAAACAUGGUAAGACUAAAUUAAAUAAUAAUAGCACCCUUUACAGUAGGGAUUUAUUUAGACUAAACAUUAAUGGACCAAAUCAACAAAAACAGAGGCAGAAUCAGAGCAAAAACAAAGCAAAGAACCCGAGAAAGCUUGGGUCCUGCCAACCCCCGGUUCCAGGACCCUUACCAUCAAAGUAUUUGUCCAGAGUGGGGGAAUUCAAAAGCACAGACCAAAAGCUUUCUUCCCGAACACAAAGAGCAAAUAAAAAAAAGGCAAAGAGACAGAGCAGAGAAGGAAAGAAAAACAGAGGGGCAACCAUUUCGUGCCUGCAGAAAAAGAACCCAAAAGACAGUGGAGCCACACCGGGAAACAAAAGAAAACAGCCACUGCGCCAUCGUCUUCGGCGCCGUCCUCCGCUGCACAGGAAUAACGUUGAGUGGUGGACCCAGGACACCAUGUCACGGACAAGAACAGCGCAGGUGUGCACCAGAAUUGAUCAUGAUGAAUCCAGAGAGGACCCGCAGAGGGAUGGUUCCAAAUGCCAAAUGGGGUUGUUGCUUAGUGGACGCUGUCUUUGAUAGUGAUGCUCCCGCUCAAAGGCAUCACAACCGUACAUGUGGAUGGAAUCUGUCGAAAGCCCACCGGUGGGGGUCGUAGAUGGUCGGUAGGAAACCUGGAAGGGGGCCCCGCUCUUCGAGAGAAUAUAAUAAAUAGACCUGGCAAUCUGAAAGCUUUCGAUAUUGUUUUGAGAUUUGGUUUUAAAUAUUUUAUUUUCACUUUGUAAUAUAGAAUUAAUAAGUGCAGACUGCUGUUUAUUUUUUUUUACUUCCAUGUGAAAAGGACAAAUAAUAAUAAUGAAUAAACAAAAAAAAAUAACAUACAAAAUUUCUUCUAA